GUGAAAGUGAAUUAUAGGAACAUAGUCGGCAAAUAAACCCCAUCACUAUGGAACCAGAGAAGAAAACCAUGACAUCACCAAUCACCGAACCAUUUCUGGCAUCAAACGGACGUAAACCCACUAACCAGACCUCCCGCUGGUCCAGAGCUCGAGUGAUCAAAUCCGGUCGUAAACUAGACCGUCCGGUUCAAGAACAAAAACAUCAUCACGAAAAUGAAAAUAUAAAAUCAUCUGUUGAUCCACAGCCAAAAGGAUUAAUUAUUGAUGAGUCAUUAGAAAAUGAAAGAACAGAGGAAGCCCAGGUUGUUGUUGUUAGAAGUGGGAAAGAGAUAUACAUGGUUUCAGAUGGGUCGGGUCGGACUGCAGAGCAUUCUGUUAAUGCUGCGUUGGGUCAGUUUGAACAUUUUAUAGUGGACCGUGGCUGUCCUGUUAAUCCUCGUUUGUUCUCAGGGAUCAAUGACACAGAACGGCUUAUGGAGAUAAUCAUGCAAGCAGCCAAAGAAGAUGCACUACUUAUUUACACACUAGCUGAAGAAAAAAUGGCUGCUUCAGCUCGACAUGCUUGCAAGGUAUGGGGUGUGCGAUCCAUUGAUAUACUUAGGCCUAUUAUAGAUGCAAUUGCUUCCUAUUUAGGCGUUUCGCCUUCUGGGCUUCCUCGUGGGGCCCCUGGGAGGAAAUUUCCACUAACCGAAGAAUACUUCAAAAGAAUAGAUGCUAUUGAGUUUACCAUUAAACAAGAUGAUGGAGCUUUACCUCAGAAUUUGCACAAGGCUGACAUUGUUGUUGCUGGUGUUUCACGAUCUGGGAAAACUCCAUUGUCUAUUUAUUUGGCUCAAAAGGGAUUUAAAGUGGCAAAUGUGCCUAUUGUAAAGGGUGUUGACUUACCAAAGAGUUUGUUUGAGAUUGACCCGAAGAAAGUCUUUGCAUUGACUAUAAAUCCUGUUAUGUUGCAAACUAUAAGACGAGAAAGAGCAAAGAGUUUGGGUUUUGUUGAAGACGAGAGAAGUAGUUAUGCAGAGAUGUUGCAUGUUAGAGAGGAGCUGGAUUAUGCUAGCAAGAUCUUCGAACAGAAUCCCACUUGGCCAGUAAUUGAAGUUACUGGGAAAGCAAUAGAAGAAAUCGCUGUCAUUGUAUUGAGACUUUACCAAGACAGGAAACAUGUGUCUUCAAUGCCAAGAAUCUCAAAGCUCUACUAGAAAUGUCAGAAGUUCAUGCAAGUAAAGUUUCUAUUAAUUGUUUGUUUCUUAGAGAUUACAACCCCAUAAAGAAAGAUAUAGUAUGAUAUUGAUAUGCUCUAAAAGGUACAAUCUUGACGUUUAUACAAAACCGUAAGUUCGUGUCCAUUAUAUGUAAAUGCCUAACUUCA
Messenger RNA from Erigeron canadensis, 1366 nucleotides. RefSeq names its product probable pyruvate, phosphate dikinase regulatory protein, chloroplastic. Gene Ontology annotation, molecular function: transferase activity, transferring phosphorus-containing groups; ATP binding. NCBI's taxonomy places the organism in Eukaryota, Viridiplantae, Streptophyta, Magnoliopsida, Asterales, Asteraceae. The record is from RefSeq and is a predicted model, not a curated record. Bases 48 to 1196 code for a protein of 382 amino acids. The transcript is spliced from 3 exons.